Molecule: messenger RNA, 1407 nt
Organism: Postia placenta MAD-698-R-SB12
Lineage: Eukaryota; Fungi; Basidiomycota; Agaricomycetes; Polyporales; Adustoporiaceae
Exons: 4
Coding region: 1-1407 (468 amino acids)
Biological process (GO): glycerophospholipid catabolic process
Molecular function (GO): phosphoric diester hydrolase activity
Source: RefSeq, a predicted model, not a curated record
AUGGACAUCAUCCCGUCGCUGUACCUCCCACCGCCGAUGAUGCCGUACCGUGUAUACGGCCACAACUACCUGGACAAGACGUCCCUCAUCCAGGUGACCAUCGGCCACUUCACCUCGCGUUUCGGGAACGACUCGUCGCCGGCCGUCAACCUUCAUCAUCUAUUCGCCGACUCGCAGUACGACGAUCGCAUCCUGCAUUCGUCGCCCUUGCUCAAGCUGGUGAUGACCGCGACGCCGGUCGUGACGUCGGCGCCCUACAGUAUCCCGUUGCCGAUGCGAGACCAGAACGUUGUGUUCACAUUCCAGGUUUCCUCGGCUGACGCGCUUUCGCUCGAGUUCUCGCUCUAUCCUAACUUCGGUACCAAGACGAUGGGGCGUGCGAUCGCCCUACCCGCUAUGUUCAAGGAUGCGAAGAACAGCCAUCCGUUUACUCUGCCGAUUCUGGACUCGCGUCUCCAUGUCAUAGGAGAGGUUUCCUUCGAAGUGAAUAUCAUUACCCCCUUCAGCGGUGUGACGCUGGAGAUAGGAGGUGCGGUCGAGACCUACUGGAAGUCUUUAGCCACUCCUGUGCCCACACCCGGCGCGAGAUCGACAACCCCGCGGCCUAUGCAGCCAGGACGUCCGACGGGGUCUGCUCACGCAUCACCUGCAAACCCUUUCUUGACCGUAUCAGGGGGGCAUUCUCUGACUCAUUCCUCCGUCACCGGGAGUUACAUCUACAUCACUGUGCAAGUGACACGAGAUCUACAUCCGGUCGUCUUUGCCGAAUGGCUACUUCCUGAGACUGGAUACGAUGUCGGCGUGGCUGAUGUCACUCUGGAGCAGUUCGAGCAGCUAGCUAUACGUUCAGGACGGCACAUAUUCCCCUCAGAGCAAACUAAUUUCUCACCAGUGCAAUGGCAUCGCUCAAUAUCGCGGUCCAUGCUCUCACUGGCGUCAUUACUGAAGAUUAUCCCUCCAAGCAUGGGUGUUUGCCUUGAAGUCACAUAUCCUUCUCUGCGAGUCAGAGAUCGGCUUUCUUUGCGACACCAGCUGGGUCUGAAUACGGUCACGGACUCUAUACUGCGGACUGUCUAUAGUACCACGCCUUCGACGGCAGGCCCUAUUGUACGACGGCCGGUUGUCUUCACGUCAUUCUCCCCAGACGUUUGUGCCGCAUUAAACUGGAAGCAACCAAACUAUCCAGUAUUUUUGGCCUCACAAUGCGGCGAGCAUAGCCGUGCGCUUCCAAGUGCCACUGCCCUCGGCAUUGAUGACGUACAGGAUUAUCGGUUCUCGAGCCUCGACGCAGCCGUCGAGUUUUCCAAAUCCAAUAACCUCUUGGGCGUGCUACUAGAUGCAGGACUCCUGGUGAGUAGUCCAAGUUUUUCUUGUAUACAAUUGCUGGUGUUGACUGACGGACGGUAG